GUACGUAGUAAAGGAUUCGCUGUACUUAAGACAUUCUUCUGUGUAAAGUUAAAGCGCUGAAGAACUGCUGUGCAAAAACAUGCCUCUCAUUACUGGUAACGCCCCCCAGUCCUCGCUUGUUCGUGGCUGAUUCUGUGAAUGGCGUGCCGGAGAGGAGCGUUGAUAGUUCUGGAAGGCGUGGAUCGUGCAGGGAAAACCACACAAUGCAAGAAGCUUGUGCAGGCACUGCAGCAGAGCGGACAGCGGGCUGAGAUGCUCAGGUUCCCGGACAGGACCACGGAAAUUGGGCAGCUGAUAAACUCCUACUUGGAGAAAAAGAGCGACCUGGAAGACCACACCAUCCACCUUCUCUUCUCUGCAAACCGCUGGGAGCAAGUACCUCUGAUUAAAGAAAAACUGGAGCAGGGAGUGCAUCUCAUAGUGGACAGAUACGCAUUUUCAGGGGUGGCUUUCACAAGUGCCAAGCCGGGGAUGAGUGUGGACUGGUGUAAGUUCCCGGAUGUGGGUCUCCCGAAGCCAGAUCUGGUUCUCUUCCUGCAGCUCAGCCCCACGGAGGCGGCGCGGCGUGGGCAGUUUGGCGUUGAGCGCUACGAGAACACCGACUUCCAGAAGGCGGUGCAGGCGCGCUUCCAGCAGCUUAUGAGGGACCGCAGCGUCAACUGGGAGGUGAUUGACGCGUGCAGGAGCGUAGAAGAUUUGCACAAGGAGAUCAAGUCUCGCAGCAAAGCCGCCAUGGACACUGCCGCAUGCCAGCCUAUCGGAGAGCUGUGGAAAUAAGGCUAAGCCAAUCCCAGACCUGGAAAUAAUUUACCUCGGUGUUCCAGGCACAUGCAUUACAAAUACUAUUAUUUGUUUAUUUAGCAAACGCCUUUAUCCAAGGUGACAUAGAGAGACUAGGGUGUGUGAACUAUGCAUCAACUGCAGAGACACUUACAACAUCUCACCCUAAAGACAGAGCACAAGGAGGUUUAGUGACUUGAUCAGGGUCACAAUGAGUCAGUGGCUGAGGUGGGAUUUGAACCGGGACCCUCCUGGUUACAAGCCCUUUUCUUUAACCACUGGACCACACCGCCUCACUGCAUUUACAGUUUACAUUUACAUUUCGAUUACUUUCGGCAUACUAACUAAUAGGUCAUUUUACAGCUCCUGAGGUCUUAGCUGAUCUCAAGAGUAGUGAAUCUAAAUACAGCUGCUGCAGAGAUCAAUAAAGUGCAUGGAAAUCCCUUUGUCAAACCAGGUGGGAGAGAGGGCAUGGUUGCUUAAACAGGUUUGUAGGGGGCUUGCACUGACAGCCAAUAAUUUUUUUCCCAGAUGACCUGUUUAGAUUAGCUGUACCAGUAUCAAUAAAAAAAAGAUUACUGGAUAUUGGUCUGUUUUAGAUGACUAAUAUAACCUUUAUCUGAUUCACUGUUCAGAUAGAAUGUGGUGUUUCCAGGAUCGUAACUGCAAACUUUGGCUCAUUCUGGGUAGAGGGCAAUGGGUGGGGGGGUGACUGAGUGGAAUAUAAGAAAUGAUCCUCAUCAGAGUGGAUGGGGGGAGGGGUUGGGAAGACACCUAGAAAACAAUUACUGGUAAGUAUAAGAUGUUUAGUAUGUGUUCAGACGCACAAACAGAAGGUAAUCACUGUGGUAUCUUUUAGGUUGGUACAUUCCAUGUUGCUGUCGUCAUGCUUUUUUAUGUUACCACUGGGUUUUUUUUUUUUUUACCUUCUAAACGCAGGUUUAAUUUUAUUAUAACCCUAUUGCAGUCUCUUUUUCAGGAUAAUUUGUGGCAACCCAACCAAUACUUGCCACUGUUUUACUGUGAGGUCCCUUUUAAAAUGUCCAACAGUCCUAACCUCCCUGAAAUUUUUGUUGUACUUUUUAUUGAUCUGUAAAGGUUACUUUUCUUAUAGCUCAUCUCUUCAGCUUGGACACAGAAAUAAUAUGAAAACUUACUGUUACAACUUACCAGUUUAGGAAAGAACAUGAAACUGUUAUAAGUGUAUGCUUAAACAUGUAAAUCAGAUACUGUUAUUUGAUCGUAAGUAUGUUGGAAUUCACGUUAUUCUAAACCAGAUAGUGGUCUGAAACUUGAACACACUAUGAUGCUUUUACUUGUACAGUAUUUUGAAAGUGAUUCCUUUAGUUGUAUGUAGGAACAGUAAAAUGGGUUGAACAGCCAUCUGUGUUAGUUAUGGAAAACGUUAUGCAAGAUUGCUGUUGAACAGUCAUGACAAUGAAUGGAAGUUUUUCAAAAAAAAUGUAAACACUUUUUCUAAAAAUAUGACAGAUGUAACUGAUGAACUUGGAAAUGUGAAAAUCUAUAAAAAUGGUUACUGUCUUCGGGCAAAGAGAAAUCUUAGAAAUGUAAUAAUAAAUGUAAACUGUGUUUUGAGAAGACAUAGAUACUUUUAAGAACAUGAGAACAAAACUUACAAAUGAGAGGAGGCCAUUUGGCCCCUCUAAGCUCAUCCAGUUCCUAGUAGCUGAAUGAUCGCAGAACUUUGUCAAGUUGGGUCUUAAAGGAACCAAGUGAUUCUGCCUCAACAACAUGACUAACCCAUUCCAUACCCUCACUAUUCUCUGUGCGAAGAAGUGUCUCCUUCCAUCUGUCCUAAGUCUAUCUCCAGUUAUUGCCUUCUAAAAUGUUUUCUAUUUCAGAUGUGUAUUAAUGAGUGAGCUGAUUCACUAAGUCGUAACUCAAAACGUUUAUUUUCUAGGAAAGACAAACAACUGGGGACAGGUCAUUUAUUGUUCAUUAAUACUGUAUAUUGGUAUCCAUGAAAACAGCAUUGUGUCUUCAAUGAAGUCAUUGAAAAAGACAAAAGAGUGAUUUUUAGUUUCUUUUGGUAUUUCUAAAUUCUUCAGAAGGUAGAAGAUUUUAAAAAGCAAGAUGUCCUACAAGUGCUAUACAUUUAUUACCAAGACAUUUUACUGUAACGAGGGAAUGAUCUGUACAGGGCUGCCAACAUAUUUAUAAACACAGCAGUGAAUGAAUGAAUGAAUGCCCCAUCCUGUUGCUGGAUAUUCUAAGAGAAUUGAUAUAGUGUGGGUUACUGCUAGGUGGCUUGCUCAUACUGUGUUAUGUAAAGCAAUUGUAGCUAACAAAAUAGUUUCUUAAAGUUUCACUGCCUUGCAUAUCAAUUAAUUAUAAAGGUCUCAAAAGUGUGGUUUUGAAAGAAACACAUUUGAGCAAAUGUGUAUCUGGUACUACAGUAGGUUAAAUAAAUCUGUUUCCAACCAGGCUUUUAGUCUUGCA
Molecule: messenger RNA, 3240 nt
Organism: Acipenser ruthenus (sterlet)
Lineage: Eukaryota; Metazoa; Chordata; Actinopteri; Acipenseriformes; Acipenseridae
Product: thymidylate kinase-like
Exons: 6
Coding region: 139-777 (212 amino acids)
Biological process (GO): dTTP biosynthetic process; dTDP biosynthetic process; dUDP biosynthetic process
Cellular component (GO): cytosol; cytoplasm; mitochondrion
Molecular function (GO): ATP binding; dTMP kinase activity
Source: RefSeq, a predicted model, not a curated record